Molecule: messenger RNA, 2326 nt
Organism: Thamnophis elegans (Western terrestrial garter snake)
Lineage: Eukaryota; Metazoa; Chordata; Lepidosauria; Squamata; Natricidae
Gene: EARS2
Product: glutamyl-tRNA synthetase 2, mitochondrial
Biological process (GO): glutamyl-tRNA aminoacylation
Molecular function (GO): glutamate-tRNA ligase activity; tRNA binding; zinc ion binding
Source: RefSeq, a predicted model, not a curated record
GCAGCAGGGGCACGCAAGACUUUCGAGGCGUCCCGCGUCUUGGUCCGCCGCGCCGCCCUGGCCGGAGUCCGCCUCGGGGAAUUCCCGCUCCUGCGCUUGGGGAGGCCGCGAGUUCCACUGACUGGGCGCGGGGGAGGGGAGAGCGGAAGCGUGGAGGAAGCAACCCGGGGCAGUUUGCCCUUCCUUCGUCGCCGAUAGGCUAGGGCCCGCUUGGGGGCGGGGCUUCCACUGAUGGCGGCGGGCGGGGCGGCGCGUGCCGUCCGGGUGAGGUUUGCGCCCAGCCCCACCGGGUUUCUACAUUUGGGGGGGCUCCGGACUGCUCUGUACAACUAUAUUUUUGCCCGAAAACACCGAGGCAGUUUUAUCCUUCGACUGGAAGACACUGAUCAAAGCCGUGUGGUAUCAGCAGCCUCUCAAAGCAUAGAAGAUGCAUUGGAGUGGGCAGGCCUGCCACCGGAUGAGAGCCCUCGCCGGGGAGGCCCUACUGCCCCUUACCAACAAUCCCUACGAUGUGACCUAUAUAAGAAAUACACAGACCUGCUUCUUGAGAAAGGGGCUGCCUACUGCUGUUUCUGCACUCCCCAGCGCCUGGAAUUAUUAAAGAAAGAAGCACUGCGCAGUCAGCAAACUCCACGGUAUGACAACAGGUGUCGUCACCUAAACCCCAAGGAGGUUGCUGAGAAGAUAUCUCAAGGUGUUGACUAUGUGGUGCGUUUUCGCCUGGAAGAGCAGACGGACCCUUUUUGCGAUCUAAUCCAUGGGUGGAGCAGGCAUGAAGUAGCCAGUGUGGAAGGUGAUCCAGUGAUUCUGAAGAGCGAUGGCUUUCCAACCUAUCACCUGGCCAAUGUGGUGGACGAUCACCUAAUGGAGAUCAGCCACGUUCUGCGUGGAGUUGAAUGGCUCACCUCCACUUCCAAACACCUCCUCCUCUACAGGGCCUUUGGCUGGGAGCCGCCUCAUUUUGGGCACCUUCCACUGCUCCUGAACGAAGAUGGCAGCAAACUCUCCAAGAGACAAGGGCAUGUUUUUGUGGAGGAGUUUGCGCAAGAUGGCUAUUUGCCAGCCACCCUCCUGGAUCUCAUGACACAUUCUGGCUCAGGGUUUGCAGAAAAUAGAAUAGGACGAACACUAAAGGAGUUGAUUGAUGAGUUUGAUCUGAGCAGGAUCGAAAGGCUCGCCCUCCUGGAUUUGAAGAAACUGCCAGAAUUCAACAGUGCAUUCAGUACGUUCUUUUGCUUAGGGUCACCUGCCCAGCAGAUUGGAGACGAGGAGGGCUACGGCAGAAGCUUGUGCGGAGAGGUCCGGGCCGCUGUGGAGGAAGUCUAUGGCCAGCAGCUUCCAGAGAGGGAGGUCCUUGAAAAGGGCUACAUUGAGCAGGUGCUCUGCGGCCACAUUAGCCGCCUGAAGGACUUGGUGUCCCCCAGCUAUGCUUUCUUGUGGAUCCGCCCUCGUGUCUUCGGAGAGCUGCAGACCUCUCUCCACUGGGGCAGACCAAUAGGAAGGGGGGUCCUCAGGCUGCUAGAAGGGCCAGUGACUCAGAGACCUGAAGAACUUGGCCAGCAACUGAGGCAGCUGCACAAGCAGAUAAGUGGCACCAAGUACAGCAGCAUGAUGAAGCUCCUCCGCUUCUCCCUUAGUGGCCUGCAGGACGGGCCCAGCGUUGCUGAGAUGAUGAUCCUGUUGGGGCCCAAGGAGACCAGCGUUCGCAUCCAGGGGGUUCUAUGCAGCCAACCUGCUCCAUGAGGGAAAGGGGCAAAGGAAGGACUUCGAGCAUGGUGGAGCUUGGGAAAAUACCUCCAUGCUUGGGGGCAACACACAGAGACAUUCUCUGGUUUUAUAGCAGCAUAGUCUGAUGUUGAUGAAUGCUGGGUUCAAAUUUAAUAGAAAAGGGAAAAAAUAUUAGCUGAUCUAAAGGACCUGUUGAAAUUAGAUAUGAGUGAGUCCUAACAUCCGAUGCGGCAUUCCUCCAUUUUGUAGCUCUGGGGAAACGGAUCAAGAUCUGAAAAAUGAUAUGGGAGUUAGGAAAUUAGAAUCACCCUCUUACUUUAGUUAAGCUAAAUUUUCCUAAUCCAGAUGAAAAUCCAAACUCAGCACUUUAGGCUUGCCUUUGCCAAGAACAUUUGACUUACCAGACUGGAUCCUUCCUUCUCCCUGAUCUCUGUGUUUUCUAGGGGCAGGGAGCUUCCAGCUGGUGAGGUCCUUGCCACCAAAAAUUUCUUUCUGCAACUGAACUGCACUGAAGUGUUUCCUCCUUCCUUCCUCACCUGUGCAAGGUGAGAUUGGGUCCCGAACUCUUGACUUUAAUCAAUAAAAGACUUUCACAUUG